Molecule: messenger RNA, 1588 nt
Organism: Heterotrigona itama
Lineage: Eukaryota; Metazoa; Arthropoda; Insecta; Hymenoptera; Apidae
Source: the annotation of a GenBank genome assembly
AUGAAAAUAAGAAAACAUUACGAUUUUGAUUUACAAGGAUCGUGAGAGUAAAAUUUCGGAAAUAUAUAUAUAUAUAUUAAUUGAUUAGGGGAUAAAAUUUGGGAAAUAUAUUUAUGAAUUGAUUAUAUACUUUAACAUAAGAUUCAAAAUAUUGUCACCUUUUCUUACAACCAUUUAAAAAAGUUCUUAUUAUUUAUAUAAAGAAAUUUUUUUUAUAAAUAACAAUUAUUUACAAAUAAAUUAAUUUUACAAUUCUGUUAAUCUGUUUAGCUCUUCGAAAGAACUUAAGGUUCCGACAUUACCAGAGACAAAUUGGGGAUCGAAGAAAAGUGGCAAAGAAUCUGCAGAAAUACGACCUUUCAAAAUUGAUGUACCAGCUAAGGUUCUGGAUGAUUUAAAAUAUCGCCUGGCACAUAGAAGAACAUAUGUUGCACCAUUGGAAGAUGUGGCAUGGACUUAUGGUAUCUCAACUAAGUACCUCAAUACGGUACUUGAUUAUUGGAAAGAUAAAUACAAUUGGUCUGAGAGACAAACUCUGCUAAACAAGUAUCCUCAGUUCAUCACAAAUAUCCAAGGUUUGGAUAUACACUUCUAUCAUGUCAAGCCAACAAAUUUGCCAAAGGAUAAGAACUUAAAAGUUCUGCCUUUGUUAUUAUUACACGGAUGGCCAGGAUCUGUUGUAGAAUUCCAAAAAAUUAUACCUAUACUAACGAAACCUUGGCCUAAUCAAAACUUCGUGUUCGAAAUUAUUGCACCGUCACUUCCGGGAUAUGGAUUCUCGGAAGGAGCAGUACGACCAGGCAUGGCUACAUCUCAAAUUGCUGUAAUAUUCAAGAAUUUAAUGCAUAGACUUGGCUUUGAGAAGUUUUAUAUUCAAGGAGGUGAUUGGGGAGCUGUUAUUACUGCUAAUAUGGCUGCUUUGUUCCCAGAGCAGGUAAUUGGUUUACACUCAAACAUGUGUGGUAGUAUGACAGGAUCUACUUUCUUGUGGUCAUUUAUUGGUACCUAUUUUCCAUCUUUGGUAGGAGUAAACGAACACUAUUCACGAUAUUUCCCUUUGAGUAGAGUUUUGUUCAACAUAAUUGAAGAAAGUGGCUACUUCCACAUACAGGCUACAAAGCCAGACACUAUAGGCACUGCAGUAACUGCUUCACCCGAUGCACUAGCGGCAUAUAUUUUGGAAAAAUUCAGUACAUGGACAAAUACAGCAUAUAAAGAACGAGAUGAUGGUGGUUUAACAGAAAAAUUUACACUCGACGAACUGUUAGACAAUGUUAUGAUAUAUUGGAUUAGUAACAGUAUUACUACAAGCGUCAGACUUUAUGCUGAGAACUUUUGUUCAUCAUAUAGAACUUUAAAAAUUGAAGAAUUGCCUAUAAAGGUGCCUACAGGUUGUGCAGUUUUUCCCAAUGAACUAAUAUCUCAACCUGAGAGUAUGCUUAAGUCCAGAUAUACUAAGUUAAUUCAGUACAGUUUAAUGCCACGUGGUGGACACUUUGCAGCUUUUGAAGAACCUAAACUCUUAGCUGAUGAUAUCUUCAAUUUUGUUAAAAAAACUGAAGAACUUAAUACAGCAAAAGCUGCAUAG